This is a messenger RNA of Cadophora gregata, 822 nucleotides long. RefSeq lists its product as uncharacterized. The transcript is spliced from 2 exons. Gene Ontology annotation, molecular function: phosphatidylcholine lysophospholipase A1 activity. The coding region runs from base 1 to 822 and encodes 273 amino acids. The record is from RefSeq and is a predicted model, not a curated record. Lineage: Eukaryota; Fungi; Ascomycota; Leotiomycetes; Helotiales; Ploettnerulaceae.
AUGAGAUACUCACAUGUCUGUAGAGACCUUUUGGUGGGUGCAUUAUUAUUUGGGUCCGCUUAUGCUUUGCCAACUUACGAGGAUGAAGAAGCGUCAAGUUCGGUUGUCCUUGAGUCCUCAGCCAAGAUCUCCACCUCAACAGCCCUCCGAAUCCUCGCCCUAGGUGAUAGCAUUACUUACGGCUUCAACGAGAACCCGUCAAACUCCUACCGGAAAUUCGUGCAGUGCUCACUCCACACAUCCGGAGUGGCUGCAACCUACAUCGGCACCACCACCAGCGGUGACUGGGCCAACAACGCAGUCGAUGGCUACGUAGGGCAAACCAUCGAGCAGAUUGGCUCAUCUGCUUCCUGGAUCUUGAGCCAAAUCCCACCACCGAAUCUGGUACUUUUGCAUGCUGGCUCGAAUGAUAUCUUGCAUUCGGUAAAUGUGGCAACUGCGCCAGAGAGGUUGGGGACUCUGAUCGACAAAGUGAUCAAGGCGACCGGGGCGUCGGUAUUGGUUGCGAAGAUCAUCAGACUCGGUGAAGGAUACACGGAAUAUAAUACUUUGGUCGAUAAGUAUAACGCUGCUAUACCAGGUGUUGUCGCUACAAGGGUGGCGGCGGGAAAGAAUGUCAAGGUCGUGGAUAUGAGUGGGCAAGUUAACGCUAAUGAGCUUAUCGAUGGGAUUCACCCAACUGCGAAAGGAUAUAGGAAGAUGGCUGCUGCUUGGCUUGCUGGGCUGAAUGGUUUGACUGUCAAAAAUGUCACCGGCACUUUUGUUGACUUGGGAGCGAGUGCUGUGCCGAGUAGUGGAAAGUGUGCUGAUCUCGCAGCUUGA